This is a messenger RNA of Esox lucius (northern pike), 2187 nucleotides long. It is a transcript of the gene nsrp1, whose product is annotated as nuclear speckle splicing regulatory protein 1. Gene Ontology annotation, biological process: regulation of alternative mRNA splicing, via spliceosome. NCBI's taxonomy places the organism in Eukaryota, Metazoa, Chordata, Actinopteri, Esociformes, Esocidae. The record is from RefSeq and is a predicted model, not a curated record. The transcript has 8 exons. Bases 207 to 1721 code for a protein of 504 amino acids.
GCGGGAGUUUUUGUCAGGCCUUUGGAGAUAUUGUCAUCUAGUCGAACUACAACAUAUGUUAACAUAUUACAACAAGCAGCGCCAGUGUUGCGCUAUAAUGUUGAGCACCUGAUCUUAUUGGCAAUUUGCACUUUCGCUAUUUACAUCGAUAUUUGCGUUUACUCACGAAUCUGCUGAACCUGAUCAUAAAUAUAUCUAGGAGCAAGAUGGCGGCCCCUGGUAAACAGUACGGGCUGAUCAUAUCCCAGAAAGCAGCGUCUAAGACCGUCACCUUGCCGAGACCAUCAGUGUUUGGAGAUGACUCAGACGAAGAGACCUCAGUGGGGGAGAGUUUGCAGAAGGAGGCACUGAAGAAGCGGAUGAUGAAACAGACACGUCUGGAGAUGCAGAAGGCUCUGGAGCAGGAUAGCAGUGUGUAUGACUAUGAUGGUGUCUAUGAAGACAUGCAGAAACAGAGGCUGGAGAGCAGCAAGAAAAUACUGGGUGGAACAGACAGGAAGCCGAAGUACAUCAACCAGUUGAUGCGAGCGGUGGAGGAGAGGAAGAAGGAGCAGGAACGGAGGGAUGAGAGGAAGAUCCAGAAGGAGAGGGAGGCGGAGGGAGAGCAGUUUGCCGACAAGGAGGCGUACGUUACGUCUGCUUACAGACAAAAACUCAAGGAGAGAGAGGAGGAGGCGGAAAGAGAGAAGAGACAGGAGGCGAUCGAAGCUGCCCUGGAUGUGAAGAAGCAGAAGGACAUGAGUGGUUUCUAUAGACACCUCCUGAACCAGACUGUGGGAGAGGAGGCCAUACCAGACCGCUCUGCGCCCAGGGAUGAGGUUUUGAAGACCGUUAAGACUGAAGCGCCGUCACUCCCCCCACCUUCUCCCCCUUCACGAGACCACGCCCCCAGUUCCCAUAGUGACAGUGAGGAGGGGCUGGACCUGAAGGCGGGGUUCAGUAAACCUCCUCCCGGCGCCAAACGCCACUACCGACAGAGGUCCCCUUCAUCCGGAAGCGGAGAGGAGAAGGUUCAAGAGAAAGACAGAGAGAAAGACAGUAAGAGCCACAGAGAGAGAGAGAGAGAGAGAGACCGAGGGAAGGAGAGAGACAGGGAGAGAGACCGAGGGAAGGACAGAGACAGGCAGAGAGACCGAGACCGGGAAGGGAGACAUGGAGGACGGAGAGACGAAAAGGAUCGAAGGAGGGAGAGAGACAGGGAUGAGGACCGAGGCAGAGGAAGGAGGGAUAAAGAGAGGGAUGAGAGGAUGGGGAAGAGAGACAGGAGCCCGAAAGUUAGACUGGAGAGAAAUGGAGAGAAGGAGAAAAAGAUACCAGUAGAUGACAAGGGAGCAGAAAGGGACACGACCCGGGAGAGAGGAGGAGGAGAGAAAGAAAAGACAACAAUGAGAACAGAAGGAAAGGAUGAGGAAAAGAAUGACAAGCAGGUAGAGGAGAAGGAGGGAGAGGAGAAGGAGACAAGGAAGGAGGGAGUGGGGGACGAGACAAGGAAGGAGGGAGUGGGGGACGAGACAAGGAAGGAGGGAGAGGGAGAGGGGGACGAGACAAGGAAGGAGGGAGAGGGGGACGAGAUAAGGAAGGAGGGGGAAGAGGAGAGGAAAGUGAGUAAAUUUGCUAAGCGUAGCAGUGAGGAGACCGUGAUGUCAGCCAGAGACCGAUACCUGGCCAGACAGAUCGCACGCUCAGCAUGCAAGACAUAUAUCGAGAAGGAGGAGGACUGAACACACACACCAUGCACUAACGUGUGUGUGUGUGUGUGUACAUAAGGGAUGACUCCGGGGGGGUAAAUACCUUUGUGAGAUAUUUAGGGUGAGGUAACCUCAACUAUCUGAAACCAAACCAAAACUACAAGCCACUCUUACUCUGGUGAGUGAGUGAACAUCCCUUGUGCCAGGGAACAGUGAUUUUAGUUAAUUUCAUCGUUUUGGUUUAUUCUUCCUGAUGUACAGAACUAUUCCUACUGUCAGUUGUGUUAACCUCCUGCAGAUGUGGCUGGUAUCAAUCCUUAACUCUCAUGUUCUCAACAUGUCACCUGAAAGUAAAUGGGGGGCUAUCACUGGAGUGGUAAAGACUUUGAUCUGCAUACUUUACUGUAGCCUAUUGCUAACUUUAGACGAUGAGAGAAGCUGUGUUCAUUUUUGAUGAAGCUAUAGAACAAUGAUAAUAAAUAUAAUUCAUACUGAGCUA